Molecule: messenger RNA, 363 nt
Organism: Trypanosoma rangeli
Lineage: Eukaryota; Euglenozoa; Kinetoplastea; Trypanosomatida; Trypanosomatidae
Exons: 1
Coding region: 1-363 (120 amino acids)
Source: RefSeq, a predicted model, not a curated record
AUGAAGACGCAAAGUGUCAGCGCCUUUCUGUACACCGUUCGAAUGAUGUAUAUUUUAAAAAAGGGGUCAUACCGAUGGAAUUCCCAGGCGCGUUAUUCGGUGUUCUCGCGCCCUAUUAGCACACGGAACGCAAGUUCACAGGGAGGCAAGGGGUUCGCAGCGGCACCACUGACCCGCCAGACAAACACCACUGCCGCUGGUGAGCAGCGUGUGGAGGUCGCGGGUCGCACGCAGCGCAGCGUCCCCACCUCCAGCUGCCCUCCGCCAGUCGCAAUGAAUGUGAAUGGUGUCAUCUCCAAGUCUGGCCUCAAUGGGUAUCCUGUGGAGCGGCAUCGAUGUAUACAGCCGCCAAGGGACCUGUAA